Parnassius mnemosyne (clouded apollo) is the source of this 1248-nucleotide messenger RNA. Lineage: Eukaryota; Metazoa; Arthropoda; Insecta; Lepidoptera; Papilionidae. The record is from the annotation of a GenBank genome assembly.
AUGUCUCGCGUAUCUACAUCAUCAUGGGGUGUACGAUAUCCGAGUUUAAAAUUAAUUUAUAGAGGAGUGUUUGUGUCCACGCUUAAGUAUGCAGCAGAGUGCUGGUACGAACGUGCAAACAUGUACACAGUGGUGGGUUGUACUCACUCUACACUGCGCCUGCCCGCCGCCCGAACUGUGCGUACUCACACUCACACUACUCACUCUACUCUGCGCCUGCCCGCCGCCCGAACUGUGCGUACUCACACUCACAUUAUUCACUCUACACUGCACCUGCCCGCCGCCCGAACCGUGCGUACUCACACUCACAUUACUCACUCUACACUGCGCCUGCCCGCCGCCCGAACUGUGCGUACUCACACUACUCACUCUACACUGCGCCUGCCCGCCGCCCGAACUGUGUGUACCCACAUUUCUCACUCUACACUGCGCCUGCCCGCUGCCCCGCCCGCGCCGGCCCCGCGCCGCGCCCGCCGCCCGAUCUGUGCGUACUCACACUCACACUACUCACUCUACACUGCGCCUGCCUGCCGCCUGAACUGUGCGUACUCACACUCACACUACUCACUCUACACUGCGCCUGCCCGCCGCCCGAACUGUGCGUACUCACACUCACACUACUCACUCUACACUGCGCCUGCCCGCCGCCCGAACUGUGUGUACCCACAUUUCUCACUCUACACUGCGCCUGCCCGCUGCCCCGCCCGCGACGGCCCCGCGCCGCGCCCGCCGCCCGAUCUGUGCGUACUCACACUCACACUACUCACUCUACACUGCGCCUACCCGCCGCCCGAACUGUGUGUACUCACACUCACACUACUCACUCCCGAACUGUGCGUACUCACACUCACACUACUCACUCUACACUGCGCCUGCCCGCCGCCCGAACUGUGCGUACUCACACUCACACUACUCACUCUACACUGCGCCUGCCUGCCGCCUGAACUGUGCGUACUCACACUCACACUACUCACUCUACACUGCGCCUGCCCGCCGCCCGAACUGUGCGUACUCACACUCACACUACUCACCCUACACUGCGCCUGCCCGCCGCCCGAACUGUGCGUACUCACACUCACACUACUCACUCUACACAGCGCCUGCCCGCCGCCCGAAUUGUUUGCGAAGCGCACGGAAAUAUGGGAGGAGGCGCACGCGGAGCUGGCGCGGCUGCUGCGGGGCGGCGGGGAGCCGCCGCUGCUCGCGCUCUACUCCAUCCCCGACAACACGUGCCGCCUGCUGCUGUGA